AUGGCAGACACACCAGCCAUCAAAACUACAUUGGCGAGCAGCUCUGUCAAGUUACGGGUAGCUGCUUUACGCGAUCUCAAGACGAAGGUUGAUGAUAAGGAAGUACCCUCAAAAGACGUCCCAUCAAUCAUAAAUCUCCUUGUCAAAACCCACAGCUACUACGCGGAUAAGUCAUCCCGUGAUGCAGUCAGAAGCUGCCUGCUGUCCCUCUACAAAAAUGCCGACCUCUCAAAACUCUCACAAGAUCUUAUCAAAACCGUCAUAAAAGAUGAAAGCUUGAAGCGAGGAGUCGCAGCAUCUAGCCGCUAUGUCAUGCUCGAAUGGAGUGUUCAGUUGCUGCGACAAGUCGCUUUAGACAAGGACCAGUUUGUCAACUAUUCGGAUGCUCUUCUAGCGGCAGCUUCAAAUCUGGUGGACGAACUAGCGCAGCCAGAAGUACGCCCAGGCCUGAGGAAUGGCGGGAAAAGUUUAAUUCGAAUUGGAUUCCAGAAUCUAAUAGCUUCGCCCGAAGUCCCAGCGGAAGAAAAGCCGAACUAUGUCCAACAUAUCAUCAAGUACCUGACCGCGAAAGCACCAACUCCGAACCGACAAAAUGGUAUCCUCCUAGGAAUCCUGCUCGAUGUUCUUUCGAGAUCGCCUUCCCUGAGGAAAGUGGUAGGAGACGAACUGAAAUCCGAUGUAUAUAGCUUCUAUAUCAGAGAGUUCAUAAAUUCUCGGACCACAGUCCCUCCGUAUCAGGCCAGUUCUCUUGCCAUUUUCUUCAGAGAAUUUUGCACUCUUGAAGAUCUUGAGAGUCAGAUCAUUCCAGCCGUCGAUAAGAGUCUACUCCGUUCCCCAGAAGUUAUUUUAACUGGUGUUCUUGACCCUCUUAUCGAAUCUUUGAACAAAGACCUUGAUCUUGCCAAAAUACUCAAAGAGAAACUGCUCAAAAGAUUCUUGGAUUCAAUCAAAUCCACAAAUGCCGCUAUAAGAACAGGUGCUCUCUCUGGGUUCCAGGUUAUUUCAAAGCGUUGCCAUGAUGAGGCCCUAUUGGAAUCUAUCACGGAGGAGAUUCUUACCCCACUGGUUGGUGGGAAGACAACCGCAGCUGAUCACAAGGUCUCUCACGCUAAGAUGCUGGCUGCCCUCCCCAACAUAAAAGCACUUGCUGCAAAAGUUCCAAAGGACAUGGCGCAACUGAUAUCAAAAGAGAAGAAUGACCAGGCAAUCGAAGCUUUCUACGAAGUGAUGUUAGAGCAUUAUUUGGAUGGCCUCCUCAAUGGCCAUAUCAGCGCAGACAAUACAGUCGUCAAAAAGGUCCAGGAUGGCUUAUCCGAUAAGAAGCCCAAUAUCAAGAAGAGUACAUCUUUUAGAGUUGGAGACCUCCUGCUUCGAUCACAGCGGGACAAAGGGAAUGAUGAAGUCGCAAAAUUCGGCGCUUCUGUGGAGCCCCAGUUAGCUGAAAUCUACAACGAAGUUUUCACAAAUCCAUUACCAGCCGCUCAAAGUGGCCUUCUAGGAGGAGCCUACGUUUACCCCAGCCUAGUGUUCAACGAUAUUUUACCCGGUAAAGCAGUGAAUAAGUCAGAAAUCGUCAAGCAAAGUUUCGCUGUUCUACCGAAACUUUCCCUUCUACUCACCCCUCGAGUAUACACUAAGCUGGCCUCAGAGGAUGACUUCCAAUGGGCCUUGAAGGCUUUGAUGGGUCUAACCCCUCAUGUCUUCAGUGAAUCUACAUCGGCUGCAGCAUGGGCGCAGACAUUUAUUUAUUUUAUCUGUGGCGGGUCGCAGUCCCCCAAAUUCCGACGGGAUGCUGCGUCAGCUCUAUCACAAGCAUUUGCCCAAUAUCCUGAGGAAGUAGGCCCAACAAUAACUUCAGGGCUGUGCGAUUGGAUUAAGUCACUGGAAGAGCCGGAAAAGGACUCCCUCAGCGUCGGAACCAAGGGCACCAUCAACGACGUUUCCAGGGCACUCAGGGCCACUCUUGUUGAUGCUGUCGAUUCAGUCGAUAUCCCAAUGGAAGUCCGCGAACACCAAAUCAUUAACGCCCUCGUCUUAUCUCACCAUGGAUUGCUAUACCGAAGCAUUGAUUGGAUUUACGUUUGCCAACAGCUUUUGGUCGACCCCCGCGCUUUGGUCGAGAAAUAUACCGACAGGCUCCUAGAUGAAAUCAAGAAAUCUUUCGACUAUCCUCUAAAAACAAUUCACCUGGCUGCUGCAGAAGCCGCUGCAAAGCUUGCUUUUAUAAUACCCGAGCUUUUCACUCCUCGCCUCAUCUCCCUCUUCGCCUCAGAUCUCUCGCGGGAAACUGUAGCUGGGGUCACCGACCUCAGUUUAUCAAUCUGGCGAGCCCCAUCAGACGUUCCGUUUGUGGACGUGCUAGCAAGCAAGUCUGCUGCCCCUGCUGCUCGCAACAAAAACAGCGAUAUCGCAAAGUGGGAGGCGGAAGUUCGCAAGGACAUCGAAAAAAAGAGAGGUCCAGUCCAAAGGAAACUUACAGCAGAUGAGCAAGCAAAGGUCACAGCCCAACUUGCAAAAGAAGCGGAGAUCCGGGCCAACGUAAACGAGGCGCAUAAGAAGCUAACUCGUGGGAUUGCUAUUAUUUCAAGUCUCGCUCGUGGGGUCAACAAUGGCAGUGAAGAAUGGAUGGCACCUGCGACCCAAGCUUUGCUGGAGGUGUUAGGCUCCAGUGCUUGUGAUAUUGUCGGCAAGGGGGCAAAUGAAACGUAUCUGUACAACGCUAACCUAACCUCUUCACGACUGGGCGCCUUUAGAUUCUUCGUUGGGAUAACUACUCUUCGUGCCUAUGGAGCGACAGGGCUUACGGGUGAGAUGAUAAGUGAGGAAUUGGGAACACUUUGUACCCGAGUUCUCCACCGCAUACGAUUUUUGGGAGAACAGAGGCCGCUUGAUUCUAUCUCCCUAAAUUAUGUCCUUCCUUUGGUUCUCAAGGUAUUGGAAGAUGGGGGAGUGGACGCCAAAACACCAGAAAUUGUUGAAGAACAGCUUAUUCUGGCGUUAGAAAUCCUUUCUUUCCAUACCGGAACAUGCGUUGAUACUAAUAUUGCGAGGAAGAAGAUCUUCGAAACGUUGAUAGCUUGCAUUCGGAAAUACACACAACAUUACAAAAUGAUUAAAGAUUGCCUUAUGGAUCUGUGUCGAUGCAUUUCUGACAAUAUCACACCUGAAGAGAUCAAGGUUCUCGUUGCAGCUACAAUUCAACCUGAGGCAAAUCUAAGAACGGCGGUCCUACAAGCUAUCGAAGCUGAAAUCGAUUUAUCAGAAUUAGGAAGUUUGGAUUUGAUUUGGAUAGCAUCGCACGAUGAGGUUGAGGAAAACGCAGAGCUUGCCCGCACCACUUGGGAGGUCCAUGAAAUGACGGUGUCUGAAGACAGAGUCGCAGACCUUCUCCCAUAUCUCGACAGCCAAGAUCGUCAACUUCGAGGAGCUACCGCACGCGCUCUCGGAGAAGCAGUGAGGAUGCAUCCGGGUACUUUCACCAAUAUCUUGACCAUACUCAAAGAGAAAUAUGUGCAGAAAGCCAAGCCUGUUGGGCCUGUUUACGACGAAUUUGGUAUUAUGAAGAAAGCACUGCAACAAUCAGAUCCUUGGGAAGCACGGAGCGGGAUCGCCUUAGCAUAUAGGGAGCUAGCUCCUUAUUUUACAAAGGACCAAUUUAGGCCAUUUAUCGAGGCCGUCAUCAAGGAUGGUUGUUUGUCCGAUAAAGGUCCUGGGGUACGGCGUGAAAUGAUCGAUGCUGUUGCAACCGUUAUAGGUAUACAUGGCAAACCACAUGUUGAAGAACUUAUGGCAGUGUUUGAAAGCACCCUUGAAGAGCCAGACCGUGGGGCUCAAGCACAAGACGAGCGUAACGAGGCCAUUAUCAUUCUCUAUGGAGCCCUGGCAGAGCAUCUGGAGCCUGGUAACAAGAAAAUUCCGUCAAUAGUACAACGUCUCUUUACCACACUGUCAACACCAUCCGAAAACGUGCAAUAUGCUGUUGCAGAGUGUCUCCCACCACUUGUCCGUGCUUCCCGGGACAAAACCGGGGAAUACGUUGAGAAGAUGACAACCGUUUUGUUCGGUAAUGGAAAAUACCCAGUUCGCAGAGGGGCAGCCUAUGGUUUGGCUGGUAUCGUGAGGGGUUACGGUAUAUCUGCAUUGAAGGAUUUUUCGAUCCUAGCGGCACUCAGGAACGCCACCGAAAGCAAGAAAGACCAAAACGCUAGACAAGGCGCGCUUUUUGCAUACGAAUUGUUUUCGGUUUUCCUUGGGCCCGUAUUCGAACCGUACUUCAUACAAAUCCUUCCGGCCCUGCUUACAUGCUUUGGUGAUGCUGUGAGCGACGUCCGUGAAGCUUGUGCUGAAGCAGCAAAGGCUUGUUUCACAAAUCUGUCGUCCUACGGUGUUACCGUUAUCCUACCCACGCUACUCGAUGGUCUUGACGAGUCGGCUUGGAGAUCGAAGAAAGGUGCUUGUGAAAUGUUAGGUAACAUGGCAUACCUUGCACCCAGUCAACUUGCGAUCAACCUGCCGACUAUUAUUCCGCCAUUGACCAAUAUCUUGACUGACACUCAUAAGGAAGUCAGAUCUGCUGCAAAUCGAAGCUUACUCAAGUUCGGAGAUGUUAUUUCCAAUCCUGAGAUUAAGGAAUUGAUUGGCGUGCUCUUGAAGGCGCUGAGUGACCCAACAAAGUAUACAAACGACGCACUAGAUGCACUUUUGAAGGUGUCAUUUGUGCAUUAUCUUGACGCUCCUUCGCUUGCUUUAGUCGUCAGAAUCCUUGAACGUGGUCUGAGUGACCGAUCACAAACAAAGAAGAAGGCUUCUCAGAUCAUCGGCAGUUUGGCCCAUCUCACAGACAGAAAGGAUCUCAUGGUCCAUCUAUCGAUACUUACAAGUGGCCUCAAAGUCGCGGUUGUGGACCCGGUCCCACAGACACGUUCCACCGCUUCAAAAGCACUCGGUAUCCUUGUCGAAAAACUCGGAGAAGAUGCUAUGCCAGAACUUAUCCCCGGCCUCAUGUACACACUUAAGUCAGAAACUGGUGCUGGAGACCGACUCGGGUCCGCCCAGGCUCUAUCCGAGGUUCUUGCUGGUCUUGGUACUGAACGUCUCGAGGAAGUGUUACCAACGAUUCUCUCGAAUGCCGGAAGCAGCAAGCAACAUGUCAGAGAAGGCUUUAUGUCCAUGUUCAUUUUCUUGCCUGCAUGUUUUGGAAAUGCCUUCAGCAAUUAUCUUACCAAGAUUAUUCCACCAAUUCUUUCUGGACUUGCGGACGACGUUGACUCGAUUAGAGAAACCGCCCUCCGUGCCGGUCGACUUCUUGUCAAAAACUUUGCUACAAGGGCUGUGGACCUUCUUCUUCCAGAACUCGAAAGAGGCCUUGCAGACGACGCUUACAGAAUUCGUCUCAGCUCCGUCGAACUUGUUGGCGAUCUCCUCUUUAACCUUACAGGGGUUACAGGAACUAUCGAUGAAGUCCAUGUCGAAGCGAACAACGAAGUCAGCGCCGCUUUGCUUGAUGCCCUUGGUUCUGAAAAGAGAGACAGAGUACUUUCCGCCAUAUACAUUUGUCGAAGCGAUACCUCUGGCUUGGUCCGCAAUGCUGCAAUCAAUGUUUGGAAGGCACUCGUCCCAUCACCCCGUAUUCUGAAGGAAAUGAUCCCUACAUUGACCGGAUUUAUCAUUCGUCGUCUUGCCAAUCCAAACCCCGAACAAAAGGAAAUUGCUGGACAAGCGCUUAGUGAGCUUGUCAGGAAGGCUGGUGAAGGGGUUCUAACUUCUCUAUUGCCGACUAUGGAGGAGAGCUUGGUGACCACAACAGAUGCAGACGCCAAGCAGGGUAUUUGCAUUGCUCUCAAGGAGUUGAUCACAUCUACUCCUGAGGAGGCUCUGGAAGACCACGAAAAGACAUUGAUUUCUGUUCUCAGAAUAGGAUUGGUGGACAGUGAUUCCGAUGUCAGAGAUGCAGCAGCAGACGCUUUUGACAGCAUCCAGCGAGUAUUUGGCCGGAGAGCUGUCGAUCAAGUGCUUCCAUUCCUGCUUAAUCAGCUACGCGAUGAAGAUUCGGCGACCAGUGCUCUCGCUGGUCUCCUUACGCUGCUUCGUGACCAUGGCAGGGCCAACCAGAUACUACCUGUUCUCAUUCCAAACCUGCUUACCUCACCUAUGUCGGCAUUCAAUGCAUCCGCUUUGGCAAAUCUUGCGGAAGUUGCUUCGAGUGCCGUCAACAGACGACUACCUCAGAUCAUCAAUACUUUCAUGGAUAAUCUCGUCGAAAUCAACGACGAAGAAGUCAGACAAGAAUUGGCAGAGUCCUUUGACCAAGUUUUGUUGGCUGUUGACGAAUUCGACGGUCUCAAUACAAGCAUGAACGUCAUACUGGGACUACUGAAACAUGACGACGAGAAAAAGAGGGCCACUAUGGCUAGGCAUUUGGCUACCUUCUUCGAGCAGAGUGAAAUUGACUUCUCCCGCUAUACGCCAGACUGUAUCCGUGUCCUGUUACAACUCUUCGAUGAUAGAGAGAUUGACGUCGUCAAGGCUGCCUGGGAAGCGCUCAAUGCACUCGUCAAGAGUCUGCGCAAAGAGGAAAUGGAGAGUCUUGUCGCAUCUACCCGACAAGUUCUUCUGCAAGUCGGGAGCCCUGGCCAUGACCUCCCUGGGUUUACUAUUCCUAAAGGCAUUAAUGCCAUUCUUCCGAUAUUCUUGCAAGGUCUCAUGUAUGGCACACCGGAACAACGAACGCAAUCCGCUCUUGCUAUCGCAGAUAUCAUCGAUCGUACAAAUAGCGACUCGUUACGGCCUUUCGUUACACAGAUUACUGGGCCGCUCAUUCGUGUGGUAUCCGAGAAAUCCGUUGAGGUUAAGUCUGCGAUUCUUUUAACUCUUAAUUCCUUGCUGGAAAAGAUUCCGACAUUCCUCAAGCCAUUCUUGCCGCAAUUGCAGCGCACUUUCGCGAAGGCCCUUGCAGAUACUUCAAGUGAGGUAUUGAGAUCAAGAGCGGCAAAAGCCCUAGGCACAUUGAUCACCUUGACUCCAAGGAUCGAUCCCUUGAUUGCAGAACUCGUCAGCGGAUCUAAAACCCCUGACAUUGGUGUCCGUGUCGCUAUGCUGAAGGCAUUGUACGAAGUUGUCAGCAAAGCGGGUGCCAAUAUGGGAGACCAGUCUCGUACCUCUCUAAUAGCUCUUAUAGAAGAAGAAUUAGAGGAUAAUGAAGAUGCGUUGCUAAUUACUAAGGCCAGGCUAUUAGGCGCCAUGUCCAUGGCUGUCCCACUUGACCACAUGGGUAAGAUCAUUAAGACGCAGGCCUUGACGACACAUUUUACCAAAUACUCGGUGUUGGUUUUGAACUCGGUGUUAUUGGACGCCGGAAAUGCAAUCGAAGAGGGCGGACUGGUUGACGAUGCCGCAAAGGUUAUCUGUCGAGGAUUGGCGGACCGUGACCCCUACAUCUCAGACAACAGCGCCGUCGCGGCUGGCAAGCUCCUUUUGUCGGAUAAUAUCCAUAAGUCCUUCGAGACCUCCAAGACUCUAUUUGAAACCAUAGCCGAUGCCGUCAAGGGUCCCAAUAGCAACUCAACUGACACCAAACGUCUUUCGCUCAUCGUUUUACGAACUAUCAGUCGACUUCAUUAUGAGACGGUUAAACCUCAUCUUCCAUUGUUGGCACCGGUCGUAUUCGGCAACGUUCGGGAUUCCGUCAUUCCAGUAAAGUUGAGCGCAGAACAGGCUUUCCUAGCGAUCUUUAGAACAGUCGACGAGGGAGAUGCAAUUUUCGAGAAAUAUAUUGCCACUAUCGAGGGUCCCCAGAAACGUCUCACACAAGACUGGUACAAGCGGGUGGCAUCAAAACUCGCUGCCGCAGAACGAGAAAGGAACGAAGCAGGUGGUAGCUCACUAGGAUUAAAUAGUGACGAGGAGGAUGAUUAUAAAGAGAUUAUGAGCGUUGGGAAAGUUGAUUUCGAAGGAUGGGUUAGUGCUGACUAG
Messenger RNA from Orbilia oligospora ATCC 24927, 7971 nucleotides. RefSeq lists its product as uncharacterized. Gene Ontology annotation, cellular component: cytosol. The transcript has 7 exons. NCBI's taxonomy places the organism in Eukaryota, Fungi, Ascomycota, Orbiliomycetes, Orbiliales, Orbiliaceae. Gene Ontology annotation, molecular function: protein kinase regulator activity. The coding region runs from base 1 to 7971 and encodes 2656 amino acids. Gene Ontology annotation, biological process: cellular response to amino acid starvation; regulation of translation. The record is from RefSeq and is a predicted model, not a curated record.